This is a messenger RNA of Daldinia loculata, 2642 nucleotides long. RefSeq lists its product as uncharacterized. The record is from RefSeq and is a predicted model, not a curated record. Bases 321 to 2504 code for a protein of 727 amino acids. The transcript has a single exon. NCBI's taxonomy places the organism in Eukaryota, Fungi, Ascomycota, Sordariomycetes, Xylariales, Hypoxylaceae.
GUACCUAAGAUCGACGUUGCUUAGACACGUCUAGAAUAUCAACUGGAGUAACAGGGGUCUUUGUCCCAGAUUCUUGGCCUGACAAUAUGAGAUUAAUACUAUGGAGCUAAGAAACACCUAGAUUACCUCCGUUAGGCAAUUCCUGCCUGACGGCUAGGCAUCAGACAGCAAAAUAUGAGGGCUAGAAUCUCCAGCCUGCCUAGAUAGAUACCUCAAGUGACCCGGGCUAUGCAUCACCCGCGCCCAGAUGCAACAUUUCGACAAGACUAUUAUUCUUACUCAUCUCCAGCCUUGCUAUCGUUACAUCGCACGUCAGAACCAUGUCCGGUAUCGUUUCCCUUCAAGCUGACAUUGGGAGCAUUCCUCCGGGAGCGGUGGAGCUCCUUAGGUCUAUCGCCCCUAUUAUGAGAUCCCUGACAGCCGACAAUGUGAGCCCCCUUGCGGUUAUCCAAAUAGAGGAUAUUGGCCGAUGCUUUCAUACGAGCGGGCUCCUAGCUAAUCGAACUCGGGAUGCCUUAACGAGGAGCGGCUCAGUGAGAUUUAGGAGGCUCCAGGUCUCGAUAGGAUGGAUGGCAGGGGAUACCGCUGCGGCUCUGUCCCAGACCACGGGCGGACAGGCUGCCGCACUCCUGACUCUUUGCCUUGUGGAGAUGUUUUGCCGAAACUCCACGGGUCAUCUGCUAUUCGAACUUUCCAUGAAAAUAUUACCUCCGGAUAAAUGUCGAGCAAGUAUGGCGCACCUUUCAGACCUUGCAGAAAUCAUCUCCAACAAGCUGCAGCCACUCGGCUUUGGACAACACCAUGCUGUUCAACUUACUCGAAUUAGAGAAGCGUAUCUUAAUUCCGGUAUUGAGAUACCGCCUUCUACUUCGGAAUCGUUGCUCGAAAGGCUAAGCAUCGAAUCCAUGGUGGAGCUAUUGGAUGCGGUACAACAAGCCCUGCGAGACGAGACCACCAUAGUGCAUAUUGAGGGAUUUCAGGGGCUUGGCGGCAUUAUUGCACUUCUCACGGCUCUAUGCCCUGAUGAUAUCCUCUUACUGGUGGAAAAUGGCAUCCUCUUCAAGGGCCCGAGACAGUCCAUCAUAAUUUCAGUUAUGCACCAGAAGAAGACGACAUUCUCUAUCGAAAAGCUCGCGCUGAGGCAGCUACCCCUUACUUUCCGCGACAGCGAGUUUCUAUCGCAACCAGGAAGGCUUUCUUCCUACGAGCACUGUACCGUGAGGGUCCAAGGCUGCCUAGCUAGGAUGGUGGAGCAACUUUUCACACCCAUAACCUUUCAGUCUGUGAGAGGGGUAGUCGCCAGUUUCACUGACCUCGUUGGAGCAAUGGUAUUGUCAUUCAUCGGGACUGACUUUGGUUCAAACGCCCACUUCUGCCGUGAUGGACUCCAUUCGCUUCUCGGACCUCAUUUUCAUGAAACUAUUCGUGGCAAGUUGAGCCUCUUCUUCGAAGUCGAACCAUCCCUUGACAACCUUGGUCCGGUCCUAAAAUACGAGGCGUUACGACAAUCCAUAGCUAGUGUCAUCCCGAGCUCCUCUUGCGUUUGUUCCCAGUGUAUCGAUACGCAUAACUGGGCUAAUAUGUCCUCCAAGAGGUGUCGCUGUCCGCUUUACAGUAUAUGGGGUGGCCUACAAACCCUAGUUGGCCAAGCUGUCCUCCUAAGCCUGGUACACACGGACCUCGACACGGUAAAAAUUGUUCAGAGUUCUCAAAACCAAAUGGGUCAGCAUCUAUGCCGUCGCCUCAUGCAUCAUGUUCUCCCCUCCGAUGACCCCCUACUCGACCAACAAGGAGGUAAAAGGGGCGAGGAAAUAUAUUCCACUCUGAACCUUCAUACCGACCUUUGUACAUUGUUUGGAUCUAUACCCUCAAAUGCUGGCGGCGGGCAAAAUAUCUUGGGGACAAGCAACGGUGCAACAUCAAUCUUCCCAUCGACUUUGCAUACGGGAUUUCCCAAUGAGGGACGUAUCAUUCGGUACAUUCUUAUGGAUGGUCAGUUUCAUGAUGGCCAUAAUUAUUACACAGCUCUUAUCGAGGAUGAACACGUUCUUCCACGCCCCUUGGCCGAAGACUCCAUCCUCCAAUCCACGAACACGAUCCCCCUAUCCCAGGCAGGAACUCAUUCACAAGCUACCUUAUCGCUACGACCAUACCAUAACUCAUUAGCAGUACGAUUCAUGGCACUUUUUACAUCCAAGGCGGUAAAUAUUUGUUUCUACGCUACACAUCUGGCUUACAUGGCUGCUUCAAUUGCCCCUCCUUGCCACCACAAUGCUGACACCUCAACCACUACUCACGACAAAGACUCCAUUUUGACAACAAGUGUCGAUGCUCCUGUCGCUAGCGGUGAUCGGAUGUCAAUGGUACUAACUCAUGGCAACUCUGAAGCACAGUUUCUAGCCGCAGUACUGGGCGUUCCUACGCUGUAUCAAGGCGCCAGUUGCUUGGAUUGCAUGAUAAAAUUCGCUCAGACUGAAGGAUUUCGAUUAUUGAUCCAAAGCUAGCCACGGUUUGGCGUAGUAUCUGGAGGCAGCCGGUACAAACUAUUGUCGGGAUCUACGUGGCACUUCACCUAAAUAUGUUCUAGAAAUUGGUUAUGAUUAAGCUGUGAGGCGUUAGGCGAUACAAAUAAGGCGCGAAAU